Messenger RNA from Temnothorax curvispinosus, 475 nucleotides. Its product is annotated as probable ATP-dependent RNA helicase kurz. The transcript has 3 exons. The record is from RefSeq and is a predicted model, not a curated record. Bases 247 to 435 code for a protein of 62 amino acids. NCBI's taxonomy places the organism in Eukaryota, Metazoa, Arthropoda, Insecta, Hymenoptera, Formicidae.
UAGUCGACUAUAAAAAGACGGAAAGCAGUCAAGCGGCGCGUCAUCAAUAUGGCGGCGAAUCUCGAGGAGGCUGGAGGAGAAAAUUAAUGUUUACGCGAGUGCAAGGAAUACAUGCCGCGAGACAGGACACGAUAAGACGUCGAAAAGCGCCGCGCUAUCGACCACCGCCACGAAACGUCGUCGUCGUCGUCAUCAUUGUCUUCUCGUUGACUUCCUCGAUUAGAUCAGAAUACUGGAAUUUGACUAAUGCCGUUACCAACCGACAUGGGAGCGAAAUUGCUGCGCCAGAUGGUUCUUGCAGGUAUGGCGGAUCUAAAAGAGGAUCAGGAUAAGGCCAAGUGGAAAUAUGCUUUAGAGGUUAGAACACCAUCAGAAAUGGAGGAACCUGUGUUCAUGCAUUCUUCGUGCGUUCUACGGAAAAUCAGUCCGGAAUAGGUGGUUUAUAAAGAGGUGUACACAUUUAGUAUAUUGUCAG